GACACGACUUGGAGGUAAAUCGAAGCAUGAAAGAGUAUUUCUUCCGGUGGAGCUAAAACAGCUUGCCGCAAAUCUCGUAUGAAGAUUUUGUGGUCUUUUUCAUGGUAAUCUUGCAGCAGUGAGAAGACCAUGGAUGUAGACAAAUCGCCUCCAAUUCUGAAAGUUGGGGACAAGCCACUUGUGAAUGGAGACUGCAAAUCUCCUGCUGAGUCGUCAGACCCUGUCCUCGAGUCCCCCAAAUCUGUUCCUGCUGGUGCUGCUGUUGGAUUUCGUCACCACCUACCACAGAUUGCGAACUUGACUCGGAACACAAAGAUUGCGCAGAGCAAGGCCAGCGCCAAUAGAGGGAGUGCUGAGUGUGCACCAGAUGUAGAGGCAACAUUACAUAUUGAGGGCACAGGAAAGGUUGUUAAGUUGGAUGCAGACCUGAAGACAGAACUAUGUGUACAGGAAGCUGGAGAUGUUAGUCCAGGUACAGGUGAUGUAGCAAAAACUGAGGAACAAGCAGACAAGGAGAAAAGUGAAGAUGCAAGCAAGUCCAAAUCCCGCAGUGCUAAAAAGAGUAGAAAAGCUUCAAGCGCUAAAAAAAAGAAUGCAGCAGAGACACAAAGUACAGAGAAAAAUACAGAAUCAAAAAGUCCCCCUGAAAAACCUUCACCAGCAAACCAGACUUAUAAAAAUAUCUUCCAGGAAACUUUGAUUCAGGGUAAACGCAACAGGAAACCUAAAAAGAUUGACUUUGAAGAAGAAGAGAAAACGCCACCUAAGGCUGCAACAAGUAGUGUGCGUAAAAAAACACCUGAAAUAAAGGUGGAGGCUUCUUCAGAAGCAGAUUCUAAGCUGGAGAAUGAGAAACCAGCCCAGUGGUUGGUUGGUGAUGUUCUGUGGGGAAAAGUACCAGGGCACCCUUGGUGGCCAUGUAUGGUGUCCUACGACCCAUUUCAGGGACUCUACACAAAGUUCAAUAAACGGGUUCGUUUGUAUCAUGUGCAGUACUUCGGUCAUGAAGAAGAGAGAGGAUGGCUUUUCUCUUCAAGCAUUAUGGAAUUUAAAGGCAGGAAGCAAUACGAAGAUCACAAGUCUGAGGCUCUUAAAACUGCAAGUAAAUUUGCGAAAGGAAAACUUGAAAAACUGUACAAGGUCAACCCCAGUCGUACAGCAGCAUGGAAUAUAGCCAUAAAAGAAGCGGAGGAGGCGUUGCCGAUGUCUAGGAAUGAAAGAAAACAGCACUACACCUAUAUAUAUGCAUCAAAAGACAAAGGUGAAAGUAAAAAUGCGAAUAACAAGGGCGAUAGUAAACUUGACAUUAAACUGGAGGAAACAGACUCUGUGAAAGACACCAGGAAAAGAAAAAGGAAAUCUGACAAAGAGGAAUCGGUAGUUACAGCCACAGCUAAACGAAAAAAGGUGGAGACCCCUCAUUUGAGCGAACCCUUGGUAUCGCCGAAACUCGGGAGUGGGGAUGGGUCCUUUGAUGUCUUUUGUCAGAAGCAUAGAGACAGUGCCACGGAAGAACAUCCAGACUUGGAUGAGGAUGGAUUGGUGGCAUAUCUGAAGCAGCAAUGGUGUAUGAUGAGUAAAAAACAGAAAGCUAGAUACAAAUCCAAGUUCACAUCUGACCAGGGUUCCCCUGAGCCACAGAGGAAGUUGGCAUCAGGCCGAAUCUCCAAACCAACCUCAAAAUUUUUAGAAAUGCUAGAAGAAACAGAGGAAGAAGAUUUGUCUGACAAAGCUGAUAAAAAAGCAACUCCAAAACCAAAGGCUUCUAGCCGAUCUGGGCGACGCCCUACUACACCAGAAUCCAGUUCAUCUCUUGAUUGUAUCAUUAACCAUGUGGCUACCGGAGUGAUGGGAGUGCAGGAGACAAGUGAAGUAGUGGCAAAGGAGGAAAAGGAGGAGGUUACUACAUCCGUUCCUACAACAGGACCAGUGAAGGUCAGCCGGAGGAGAAAGUCUGCAGCAUCCUCUGUCGAUACCGAUAGUAACACCGACACUCAGGAGGAAAGCAAACCUGUGAUACCAGUCCCUAAGGCGGCGGCGACUAAGGAACCGGAGGAGGAGUAUGAGCUAGAAAUAUUUAAAUUGUCAUCACGUGCACCAACGAUGAAGGAGAACCUGUGUGAAAUCUGUCACAAGGUGGGGGACCUGCUUAUAUGUGAAGGCCAAUGUCAGGGGAACUUCCACAAAGACUGUCUCGGUUUAAGUGUGACGCCAUCUGGAGACUUCAAAUGUGAUGAGUGCACUACAGGAAACCAUACAUGUUUCUGCUGCAAGAAGGCUGAUAAAGACACGAGAAUUUGUACUGUGCCUGCAUGUGGAAAAUUUUACCAUGAAAACUGUGUGAAUAAGUGUUUGAAUGCACGGACAGAAAGUAAAGGGCUUGUAUGUCCCCUACAUUGUUGUGCCACCUGUUCUAUAGAUAAUCCCAAGAGUGCCAGGAACAGUAACAGAGGUAAACUUUUACGGUGUAUCCAGUGUCCGACAGCGUACCAUACAGGAGAGUUUUGUAUAGCAGCCGGUAGCGAGAUUCUGCCAGGGUACAACAUUCUCUGCAGUAAACACUUCCAGCCACUACCGUCCCAGCGACACCACAGUCACGUCAACCUCAGCUGGUGUUUUGUCUGCAACAGAGGAGGGUCCUUACUGUGCUGUGAGAGUUGCCCUGCAGCUUUCCAUGCAGAGUGCCUGAAGAUGGAUCAUACGCCUGAGGGCAGUUGGUACUGUCAUGAUUGUACUCAGGGCAAAAGACCACUGUAUGGAGAUAUUAUUUGGGUGAAGCUCGGGAACUAUAGAUGGUGGCCUGGUGAGAUUUGUUGUCCUCAUAAUGUGCCUUUGAAUAUCCAAGAGAAGAAUCACCAGGUUGGCGAGUUUCCUGUCCGAUUCUUCGGUUCUCACGACUAUUUUUGGAUUCACAUGGGCAGGGUAUUUUCAUUCCAAGAAGGGGACAAGGGAAGCAAGGAGUCCAGUUUGGGGAAGCACCUGGCUAAGGUGUUCUCUAAUGGUGUAACAGAGGCCAUGGAAGCUUACAAAUUGUGGAAAAAGGCCAAGGAGAACAAGGAACAGAUAGAACAACAAAAGACAGACAGAAAACCAGCUCCUUACAAGUUUGUCAAAUCAAAUGUUCCUCUGGGUAGUGUGCAGAUUUACAAGGCUGACUUGUCGGAGAUCCCAAGGUGUGAAUGUCGACCAGAUCAUGAGAAUCCCUGCAGCAGUGAGACGGACUGUCUCAACCGAAUGCUGAUGUAUGAGUGCAAUCCUGCUGUGUGCCCUGCUGGGGAAAAAUGUCAGAAUCAACGCUUCCAGAAACGUACUUACCCCGACUCUGUACCAUUUAAAACUGCCGAGGGCAGAGGCUGGGGACUGAAAACCCUAGCCGAUGUUAAAAAGGGACAGUUUGUGAAUGAGUAUGUAGGAGAUUUGAUUGACGAGCAGGAGGUGAAAAAGAGAAUUGAUACGGCCCAUGAGACCAACAUUUCUAAUUUCUACAUGUUAACACUGGACAAAAACAGAAUUAUAGAUGCAGGCCCCAAAGGCAACCUGUCUCGGUUUAUGAACCACUGCUGCAACCCGAACUGUGAAACACAGAAGUGGACCGUCAAUGGAGAUGUUCGCGUGGGACUCUUUGCCCUCCAUGACGUACCAGCAGGCUCUGAGCUGACCUUCAACUACAAUCUUGAAUGCCUUGGUAAUGAUAAGACAGCAUGUUGUUGUGGUGCUCCUAACUGUAGCGGAUUUUUGGGUGUUCGACCCAAGACUGCAGCUGCUGUCGCUAAUGAGCGAAGAGCUAAAGAAGCAUUGGAGGCAAAGAAGAAGAAAAAGAAGCCGAAGAAGAUAAAAACAGAUAUCAAGAAAGAACAUGAAGAUGAAUGUUUUAGGUGUGGAGAAGGUGGUGAGCUUGUCAUGUGUGACAAAGCUGGUUGUCCCAAAGUCUAUCAUCUCCAGUGUCUCAAGCUCAACAGACCACCACACGGGAGCUGGUACUGCCCUUGGCAUCACUGUGACAUGUGUGGUAAGGUGGCGGUGAAGAUGUGUCAGGAAUGUCCCAACUCAUUCUGCCAGAACCAUAUAGAGGACAAUCUGAUCGAGGUCAAUGGUGUUCUCUUGUGUAUGGAGCAUGAAGACACAGAGGCAACAUCAUCCAGCUGUGCAUCCUCUUUUGUUUCAGACAGCCAAUCCGAUGUUGGGGAGGCGAACGAUACGCUAACAGAAAACAUGGCAGACAACAGUAAUCAUUCAGCUGCAGAUAAUCAUGGGGAAAAUGGAAAGGAUGAUGUCUCAAAAACACUGGAUACAAAAAAGUCAGGAAAGACUGUAACAAAAAAACUCCCGAGUGUAAACAUUCCUCAUAAAGCUAUCACCAACCUUGAUAGAAAACGCAGCUUAAACAAAAAAGACAGUCGUCGAAAGCGACAGAUGGGGAGUGGAGUAACCCCAGAGGCAGGUGGUAAGAAAGGGCGCAAGGCAGAUUGUGUGGAGGGUCGGAAAGCACAAGGAGGCAAAGGGGACCCCCUGGCUGUUGCCCCCAUGUUUGAUGACAGUGAUGAUGAUGGGUUUUCUAACCUCGUUAUAGACAUACCACAGAUCAAUUAACCACACAAUGUUGACUCUCCUAUUGUUUUAAGUGUAACUUCAUAUUUUAAUCUUAAAAUUUAAAGACUUGAAUUUACCAAACUUUGAAAGAUAUAUUUUUAAAAAAUAUGAAUAGCAUUCUGCACUGUUUGUAAAUAGUGGAAAUCUUCUCAAAUGGAUUUGUAUUUCUCUAUUGAGGAUGCCUGUUUUGAUAAAAUUCUAAUUAAGGAAAUUACAAGAGCUAUGCAAUAUUACACUAAAUUGAAUUUUAUAAACAAUUGCUUCCUUUCCAAACUGUUUUUCAACCUGAUCAGAUGAUUUAUUUUUUCUUUCGGGGAGAAAAUAAAAGUUUAGAGUCAGUCUUCAUUAAAAGACUUUUAUCUAAAUUGUUGGUAAAAAAUGAAAAUUCAUGAGAACAAUUUGUCUGAUGUGCUUCAAAACCAUCCACAUUUACAUAUUUUAUCAGUUUUUAUCCCAUACAGUUUUACUUGGUCAGAUAGGUUUGUUUUACUUCUCGUUCACCAUGCCUCCACCCUCUGGCAUUGUGUGUGGUUCAUGUGUACAGGAAAAACUUAUAAUAUAUAGAAAGUUUGAAGCAGAAUAUUACAACACUGCUAUUUACAGUAUAUCUAAGUCUUGUAUAAACAUUUUAAUGUGUAAAUAAACAUUGGUGUAAAUAUGUAUAAACUGUUCCAAGAGAGACACUGUGGAUGUUACUAACUAUAGUGUGUAGAUGAUAGUGAACAAAUAUAAAAACAUCUUAAUGGAUUUUUAAUUUGUAGCCAGGGCCACGAUGACACUGCCAGACGCUACAGAGAAAUGAAAUAAUAUUUGUCACGUCAGUCCUGUCUGUCAUAGGUGACGUCCCAUUCAUCAAACCUCCCAGAUUUAAUCUAUUUUGGGUAGAAAUAUUCCCAUAUUAAGCCAGCCAUAGCUUUGAUGUUGUUGGGAUGUGGGAGUGCUAAGUGGAUAAAAAUCAUGUUAUUUUAUAUGGUGUUGUAUUUAUCAUGAACAAUCAGUCACAACUCAGUCCAACUGAUUCAUUAUGUACAUUUCCUAUGUGAACCUGUCCACUGUGGUAGUUAAUGUAACUUGUCUGUGAAUCAAUCAGUUAUAGAACUGUUCAGGGAAUAUUUGUCAGCAGGUUGACUCUAGCUUUGCUGCUCCACCAGUCGUCUAUAAAACCAGCUAAUAGGACAAUUUAGCAGGUGCCCUUAUCAGUCAGCAGCUACAGAGCCCCAACAUGGAGAUGUGAGUUCUAUGUCUUCAUCCCAGUAUGGGGAUGUGUAUACAAACAUGGAUCAGGAUUGGUUGGAUUUUGUAUACUGGUAUUGUUAUCUGCAAGUCUAUACGUUUGAGAUGUUUUGUUUCCUUGGAGAACUUCUGAUGAAAUAGACUUUAAUGUUUACUCUGGAAAGUAUUGGACUAUCUGUGUGAUAUGAAUUGAUUUUGUUCGUAUUCAGUGGCCAUAACUUUAAAUAUCAACUAGGAUAUUUUGAUUAGUUCAUCAUUGAAUAUGGUAUGCAGUUGUUUUCAAGGUAUUUCCUGAUAAUGAAUACAAUUUAAUUGUGGACCAGGGCUCUAAAAAUAUUCAUGAAAACACAAUCAUGGUAAUUUGUAUUAAAAAUCUUUUGAAUGUUGACUUUUUUUUACUUCAUAACAAAAUAUUUCAACGAUAUUUUGGGAUUAACUAUUAUCAGAAGCAGCAAGACGAUAAUAUGGUGAUAAUUUCUGAAUGUAACCUUUUACCAUACGCAUAGACUUUUAUCAUCUCCCAUCAUUCUGUGUAUACAUAUUUCUUCAAAAUAAUAAAAAGUAUGUUUUCAUUGA
Mizuhopecten yessoensis (Yesso scallop) is the source of this 6399-nucleotide messenger RNA. Its product is annotated as histone-lysine N-methyltransferase NSD2-like. Bases 130 to 4590 code for a protein of 1486 amino acids. Gene Ontology annotation, molecular function: protein binding; histone H3K36 methyltransferase activity. Gene Ontology annotation, biological process: regulation of DNA-templated transcription. The transcript is spliced from 20 exons. Lineage: Eukaryota; Metazoa; Mollusca; Bivalvia; Pectinida; Pectinidae. The record is from RefSeq and is a predicted model, not a curated record. Gene Ontology annotation, cellular component: chromatin; nucleus.